AUGGCCUCAAGAACAUCUAGCGAUGGCCCUCCACCCGGAGGCGGCCGACAAUGGACCAAGUCAUUGAUCAACAAGAUCCCGAGACGAGGGAUUAAGAUAAUCAGUCAACAUGCCCCCGAAACCAGCACCUCCGACCUCGACCUGCAUCUCAGAUCUCCAGAUAGCCACACCACGAAUCCUUUAGAAAGCCAAGAAACCCAAAUCCGACAACUCCAGACCAUUCUUCAACGGAUGCCUCGCAACUUUCCUACUACGCCCAACCACGUCGACUCAGCUUACAAAGAUUUCACAAAAUACAAGGAGCAAUGUGCUACGCUAUGCCGCCAUAUUCUCACAGACGAACUCGGUCGUGGUUCUCGUAAUGGUGGCGAUCUCCCCCGCCGUGACUCAACCGUAGAGUCACCGCAAAGUCCUGGCCAGAUCUACGACACCAGGAGUUCCUUCAGUGGGAGAAGUCUAGCCGAGGUUGUCUCUGGGAGUGUUGGAAAGAGCAUACACCACACUGAUGCCUGGCUGUCCUCUGUGCGCGACUGGAAGAACUACCUCGAGUCCCUUGCCGAUGCAUGCCGGACGAGUCUGAUUGAGACCUACAAGAACAACGAGCGCGAUGCAACGCCGGAACAGGUGGAAGCCCUGUUCACGAAUAAGCGUUUUCGAAAGGAGGCUGUGCAGCGAAUGCGCAAUGCCAGUGUAACCCGGGUCAUGUCGGCAGAUCCCCAAUUCUUUCCAAAAUAUGAAAUGCGCUUUUACGAUUACGAGAGAAUCAAGCAGGAGUUGAACGAAAUCAGACAACUUCUACAGACAGGAGAGUCUGGCAUUUCGCCUGACCGGACCAUCAAAGAGUUUGCAAUCUCACAGCGCGGCGAUGCUAUACUAGAGUUUGCCAACAAUGCGCCUGGAUGUAACCACAGCGAUCCAGCACUACGUUUUCGAGUCUCGUCUUACAUGCUUGCAGAGACGUCACCUAUCUUUGCGCGCAUGUUUGCAGGGCACUCUAGCAGUCUUCACCUAUACGACGAUGACGAUAUAUCGACACUGCUUCCGUUACCCCCAACGAAAUAUUUUUGUAAGGAUGGCUCCGAAGCUAAGCUUUACCGUAUGCCCCAGAUUGAGUUGAACCACCUGGGUUCUCUGGAGAUUCUGUUACACGCAGCACACAUGCAUAACGAAAUGGUUCCACGAGAAAUCGAGUUCGAGCAGUUUGUUGCUAUCGCUGAGUGUUGCAUGCGAUACAAGAGUACUUCGCCUUUAGAACUCAUCGUUGAACAUCGAUGGCUGCCACAAUGGAUGCACAAGGGUGCUGAUGACAUGCCUGAUGGGCUCUUGGUGAUCAGCUACGCAUUUGGACUCCGUCGACUAUUUUCGCGCAUGUCGAAGACUACUAUUCUGAACCUUGUGGAUGAGAAAGAGUUAUUAGCUAAACCCUGGCCACAGAAAAUUAAGGAUAAAAUCUGGGCUGUUCGUUGCGCAAAGAUGGCACAAAUCCACGAGUGUUGCGUUAGUACUAUCCGAGAAUACAUGCGGGAACCAACACACAAUACGUUGGAAGGUUCGGAAGAGCUUUCACUGGAUACGCGAGCCAGCUUUUCGUCGGACAGUUUACCACCGACGAUGCUGACGAGUACACCGAGAUGUCCCAAGGGCAGCCAUUGGUGUGACGCCACGAACCUCGGAUGGCUGAUGCUACUCUACAAUGAGAUGAACCUUCUGCCUCAUAUUAUGGCACCUGAUGUUUUAUCUCACUUACCCAGGACACAGCCACAGUCGAAGAGUUUGGCGCAGAUCAUGGAUGCCUUGAGAAGGAUUCCCGCGCCGCCAACACCCAUUCAUCGAGGCGUGUGUGAUCCUGGGCCCAUGUUUCGCUCUGCUAUCAGCGAUAUCUACAACAGUGUGCUGGGCCUGACGCUCUUCGACAUCAGUGGGAAGAGCCACGGUUGGGGACUCUCGAAGCACAGAGAACGAGAACCUCAAACCCAGCUCAACAAAGGCCUUGAUCGGAUGGCUGCACCUGACCCGAACUACAGUGUUGCUACCGAGUUCCCCGAGAUUGUUCGUCUCCGCAUCUUAUGUCAGCUGGAUGAAAUCGACGAUCUUCACACAGCAGCCAUGAUCAACCGCGCAUACUACGAGACCUACAAGAAGCAUGAACUGUAUCUGAUGAGAAACAUUCUCCGCAUGGAUCGCAAACGAACAGCGACUCGCAGCCACAUACCAAUCGGCCCUACCACCAAUGAAGAGAAGGUUCUUAGGGAUGAAUCGGAAGUGUUGAAGCGCACGCCAGCGGAUACUGCAGACGGCAUCACUCUUCACAGCGUCGUUGAAACAGAAGGAGACUACACAGACUCCGACUCGGACAGUGAUAGUCUUUACUCAACUUCAGUGACUCGAUCAGCUGCUACUACAAGCACAACCACCCGGGGCCGUGAUUACCAAGGAUCGUCAGACCCUGCGCGGAUCACGGACAGCCCCGCACGGAUACCACGGGCCCGGACCGGGACACCCACAUCAAGAUCCACUGGCAUCGGAUCUCCGACGACCCCUCGGCAGGCCGUAUUUGACCCACCACCGCCUCCGACCACGGCACCACCACCGAUAACCACAAUCGACGAACCUCCUCUCACAGUCGAGGAAGCAAACCGAAUUCUUUGGCCAGAAGACGCCAUCCGAGCUUCCGAGUCACCGUUACCAAUAGGCCCAACAGGCAUAGAAGGCAUUCGCGAAAAGUUCCGCGCCGGUGAUCCCGCGUUUGAUGCGGGCCUUGAAGAGAAAACUCUUGUGCCGACUGGCGAAAAGCAGUUGCGGAGUGAACAUGACAGACAGGUUGGACUACUGAAAGGUGGUGAUCCUUCAACUUUCAGCACCAUCGUGUACCAUACACGGGAUGAGCCAUGGAGCAAUGCAGAAAAGUUUACAAACCAUGGAUUGGAACUUAACCCGGAGCACUACACUUGGGCUCAUGGUGUCGGUACCGUCAUACUCAAGACCAAGCGCUCCCCCAACAAAAGACCCAACACAAAAGGCAACAAGAAUAUGAGCGAGCUGGUACUAAAGAACGUCGUCUUUGCGCCAAACUACAUCUGCAAUGUCAUCGGCGGGAAUAUCUCACAGGAUGGCUACGUGGCCAGAGUUGGCCCCGGUAGUGUUAAGAGCGAAGGCGAGAUACGUGACAAUAAGGGAUUCCAGGUCGCACACUUCCGACAUAACAGGAACACCAUGCAGCAAAUCGAAGUCAGAAUAUGGGGCCCUCCAUCGGGUCGAGAGCUAAAGGAGAGAUCAGCAUUCCCCACGCGCAUCAGACUCGACUUACCAUACUUCAAACACGACAUACAGGCCAAAUGGCCAACCGACGAGAGAUGUCGCUUCGAGAGGUACAGGUCAACUCGUAUCCCUUCUGUUAACAUUGGGAAAAAGCCCUGGUCGGAGGAAGAGUUACAGAGGCUCAGGAACGAGGGCAUACAUUUCGACGAAGAGGUCGAGAGGGCUAUAAUUCAUCAUGACAAGGAAAACCCCGCGGGUGCUGGGAGUCUCAGAACUCGUAAAAUUGCCACGAUUUUGAGAGGAAAGUACCGCACGCAGUGGUUGAAGAACCCGUUCCAGGAUCACUUUGACACUCAUAAGAGAUUCCCUGAAGCGUUGAAAUGCGGCCGGGGGUUUUCCUUCGCCCAGAACGGUUUUGUGAAUCAAGUGUGGGGUGAUGCCAAGGGGUUUAUGACUAUGUACGGGUACAGGUAUGAAGUUGAUGAUGAGUGGUUGGAGGUUUCUGGCGACGAGAAGUGGGAAGACGAGGACGAGGACGAGGAUGAGGAUGAGAGUGCGUGGGAAGACACGGAUGAGGACAUGUUCAUUCGAAGUGAUGUAGUUACUUUCAUUGUCCAGAAGGACGAUAAUAGCGUUGAAGUUUGUGGCUUACAGCCUUAUGCCAAGGGUGAGGGCGAGUCAGUGGAAAAGGAGGCUGACCCGUAG
This is a messenger RNA of Fusarium tjaetaba, 3963 nucleotides long. RefSeq lists its product as uncharacterized. The record is from RefSeq and is a predicted model, not a curated record. Bases 1 to 3963 code for a protein of 1320 amino acids. The transcript is spliced from 6 exons. Lineage: Eukaryota; Fungi; Ascomycota; Sordariomycetes; Hypocreales; Nectriaceae.